This is a messenger RNA of Xenopus laevis (African clawed frog), 3330 nucleotides long. RefSeq names its product v-maf avian musculoaponeurotic fibrosarcoma oncogene homolog S homeolog (gene maf.S). Gene Ontology annotation, biological process: regulation of DNA-templated transcription; regulation of transcription by RNA polymerase II. NCBI's taxonomy places the organism in Eukaryota, Metazoa, Chordata, Amphibia, Anura, Pipidae. Gene Ontology annotation, molecular function: DNA binding; sequence-specific DNA binding; DNA-binding transcription factor activity, RNA polymerase II-specific. The record is from RefSeq and is a predicted model, not a curated record. Bases 422 to 1456 code for a protein of 344 amino acids. Gene Ontology annotation, cellular component: nucleus. The transcript has 2 exons.
UUUUAAAGUGCUCUGCUGAAUGAUCCUUGAAAAUCCCCUUCUGGCUGCGAGUGGAUCUCUGGCUCCCACCUAGGCACCAGCACGGGCACCUAAAGCUCGGGAUACACUUGUACCUUUGUGCAAAGUUUGCCGGUAGCAGCGGCGGCGGUUUCUGGGAAUGAAGUGUUAAAGAGAGAAAGCAACUUGAACUGCUUCUUUUGAGCCGAGAAAGUGAAAUAAAAAGAUGCAUCUGUGCGCCAAGCCCAAGGCAGGGCUGCUGUAAUUGGCGCAUGAUUGCCCCUUUGCCGCUACUUGCUGAGAGUGCGGGGGCAAAAGUAACACGCUGGCUCACCCAGUGCCGGGUCACCGCAGCAUCAGCCUGGUGUCCCCUGUGGCAGCCUCGUGUAGGACUGUGAGCAGCAGCAGCAGCAGCAGCAGAAGGAUGGCAUCAGAACUGGCAAUGAGCAGCUCCGACCUGCCCACUAGUCCCCUGGCCAUGGAAUAUGUUAAUGACUUCGAUCUGAUGAAGUUUGAAGUGAAAAAGGAGCCGGUGGAGACCGAUCGCAUCAUCAGCCAGUGUGGCCGCCUGAUCGCCGGGGGAUCGCUGUCUUCCACCCCGAUGAGCACGCCCUGCAGCUCGGUGCCCCCUUCCCCGAGCUUCUCAGCCCCCAGCCCGGGCUCCGGCAGCGAACAGAAGGGCCACCUGGAAGACUACUACUGGAUGAGCGCCUACCCCCAGCAGAUCAACCCGGAGGCGCUGGGUUUCAGCCCGGAGGACGCGGUGGAAGCUCUGAUCAGUAACAACAACCAACAGCAGCAGCAGCUCCAGGCGGGCUACGAUGGCUUUGCCCGGGGGCAGCAGCAGUACGCUUCGUCGGGUGGAAUGCCCGGAGAGGACAUGGGCUCCGCAGCGGCGGUGGUCUCUGCUGUGAUCGCAGCUGCUGCAGCGCAGAACCCCCAUCACCAGCACCACCACCAUUCCGUGGGGCACCAAGUCGGGGUGCAGCCUGGGACAGGAGGCGGCGGCAGCAGUGGCAGCUCCACUGCGUCCUCGGUGGUCGGGGCUCUGCACCCACCUGCUUCCCACCACCAUCAUCACCACCACCAUCACCUGCACUUUGACGAUCGCUUCUCGGACGAGCAGCUGGUCACCAUGUCCGUGAGGGAACUGAACCGGCACCUGAGGGGGGUGAGCAAAGAGGAGGUGAUCCGGCUGAAGCAGAAGAGGAGGACCCUGAAGAACCGAGGCUACGCGCAGUCCUGCCGAUUCAAGAGGGUUCAGCAGCGGCACGUCCUGGAGGGCGAGAAGAGUCAACUGCUGCAGCAAGUGGAGCACCUCAAGCAGGAGAUCUCCAGGCUGCUCCGGGAAAGGGACGCCUACAAGGAGAAGUACGAGAAGCUGUUGGGCAGCGGCUUCAGAGAAAACGGCGCCAGCAACAGCGACAACCCCUCCUCUCCGGAGUAUUUCAUGUCAUGAGUUUUGAGCUUUGCUGUCUCACACACAAAGAGAGAGAAAGGGAGAAAAAUCACAGAAUGUUACCACCCUGAGUUCUUCACAUGAGCUUGCAAUAAAAUAUAAAAUAACACACAAAAACAAAAAUGUGAAUUUUUAGCAUAUGUGGCCGAGUUCAUCCUUUUUUCGAGAGAGUUGCUGUCCUCGGUAAAAGGAGCGUUAAAGCAACCUGCCAAAUUGAAGCCUGCAUCUGACUUCAGUGUUUUCAUGAGAGUUUUUGGCCCCAAUGAAUGAGACCGGCCUGCCAUUAAAACUCCCAUCCUCAUCUCAUGCAUUAUGCUUGCUAAUCUGUUUUAGCAACAAAGAACUGUCUUUGUCAAAAGACUUUAUGGAAAAGAGACAAUAUAUUAUAUAAGAAGGCCCUGCAUGCUGGACAUGUAUGGUAUAAUUAUUUUUUGGUUUUUAUUAUUUUUUUUUUCCUUUGAUUUUGUUUUUAUUUUCUUGCUUGGAAAUGGACUUUCUGGAGAUUAUUGGCAUGGUAUUCAUCAUUCUGUUGCUUUCUUUUAUUGCCUCAUCACUUUUUUGAGUUCCCAACAAAAAAGUGCAGACAUCCAUCCUCCCCAGUUAUAGUUUGCAUCUGCUAGAGGUAAAAUGAAAAAAAUCAAAACUGCUUUUUUUGAAAUAUGCAAAAGACUCCACUAUAAAUAUGCACAGUUUUUUUUUUCGAAAUAUGGCAAAAAGGAUUUUCCUAUUUAAAUGUGGCAAAAGAAAAAAAAAAUCAGGAACUCUGAAAAGAUGUCUUUAAAAGUCGUGUGUUCUGGGACUAAUGCUGUGAGCUAAUAAAACAUUCUCAAAUUUAUUUUUCAAACCAAUAUUCAUUUUUUUUUUUUUUAAUUUUGCAUUUGGUUACUGUCAAAUGUGGAAUGCAAUGGGAUUGUAGUCAGUCUUACUCCUGUUUCAUACAGUCUGUUAGCCCAGUGAAUAUAUCUAUAUAUAUAUAUACAUAUAUAUAUAUAUAUAUAUAUAGCGAUCUAUCUAUACUACAGGAAAGGGAAUUCAUUGGAACGAGUUAAUUCUGUCAUAGCUGUAGAACCUUUUAAAGAUUGAUGCACUAAAUUGUUUACUAUUGUGAUGUUUGGAGAGGUUAGAAAUUGCGAUGGGGUGUGUUUAUUGCAGAGAAGGUAGCUUUUCAUUUUCAGAAUGUGCUUGCAACUUACAUUUAAGUUGGGUAUGUGGAAAAACCCUUGCUUUACCACUGACUGUAUUUCAAAACCAAAGUAUUAAAAGGGGAGGCGCCUCUGUCUAUAACUUAGAGGUAUUUUACAUUCAAAAACUAUGUUUGUUUUUUGCUUUUGUUUUUUUUUUUCCCUCAGAAAAAAAAACUGAAAUUUUUGGGACUGAAUUGCACUAAGAUAUAACCUGCAAACAUAUAAUAAAUGCAAAAAACUGUUUAGAACGCUAAUACAGAUUUAUGCAGUUGUUAAACAGAAAAAGGAAAAAAAUGGCAUUACCACACAAUUUUAAAACAAAUGGCAAUUUUUAUUUGUUUGUUUUUUUACAGUUUGUGGUGCAGAACUGGAUUUUCUGUAACUUCACAAAUUCCACAGUCUUAAAGGCAAUAACCAGGAAAAAAUCUCUCUUCAGGGACUGAUAUUAUGUCUUUUAAAAAUGAGUAAACUUACCAUAAUAAAUAUAGAAAGCUGUCAGUUACCUUUUCCUUUUAUUUUUUUCUCCUUCUUCUACAUAUUUUGCUGUGCAAAAUGGUUUUAUAUUUUGAGUUACUUACGAAAAACAUGUGAUGUAUUUUGUGCUUUGUUUCAUUUCACUUCUGUGGUUAUAUUGACAGAAAAAAACAAAAAAUAAUCUACCAUAAUAAACUGCAGUUUUUUUUGAUUCUA